Rubroshorea leprosula is the source of this 754-nucleotide messenger RNA. Lineage: Eukaryota; Viridiplantae; Streptophyta; Magnoliopsida; Malvales; Dipterocarpaceae. The record is from the annotation of a GenBank genome assembly.
UGCCCGAACCCGACCGACCUCGACGGGAAGAAUUCAGAAACCAUCUUUCCUUCUUCCCUCUGGGAAACCUUACUCGUCAAACCCUAGCAAUGUCGAUCCUUCAGUCUUGCUUUGUUUCGGAAUUAACAAGACUUGUUUUCAUCGACAACCCCUAAUGGAUUCGUGAUAUUUGCUUUUGGUUUGAGCUUUCCCCUUGAACUCUCUCAACCCCUCCAUCCAUCGCCAACCUUCAGACCCCCAAAUACACCGGAAGAUGGUGUUGGUCUACCAUAGUCACAACCCCCAAACAAUUCCUCGUUCUUCAACCAGAACUAAGAACAAAUUUCGGUAUUACUUGAAGGGUUUUUACGCCUGAGGCUGUUUCGUCUCUGAUAUGCAGUAAAUAAGAUUACUGUGUAUCUGUCUCCGAAAGAACCUCUCCUCAUAAUCCAACUUUUUUCUGUCCCGCCAACUACGUCUCCGCCAGGGUCUCUUCUUCCACUUCAGCUCCAGAGAGAGGAAUAUAUGGAGACAAGUCUUUUGGUUCAAAGCAUUUACUUAUAUCUCCUUUCUUUUUCCUUUUUUUGUUGUUUUGUUGUUUUGUUGUUUUGUUGUUUUGUUGUUUUGUUGUUUAUUCUUCAUGAAUUGUAUAAUCUGGCUUGAGCUGUAUCAAAAUUUAUAUUGUAUUUAACUCACACUCGACACACGUUAGACAUACUCAACAUAGAGUUAGUGAGAUCUUCAUAUGCAUGGUAAAUAAUGUCAGUACAUGGGU